AUGGUAAAACGGGACCUGGAGAAGGAAAAGCAGAUGGAGCUUGCUGCGAUUUGGGGAAGCGAGACAGACGGUGAUCUUCGCUACCCGCGACGACGUCGUGCAGCUGCGAAACGGCCGAACGCUAUUUCUACUACUUCUGGUUCUGGAAACGAAGAGGUUGAAGAUGAUCAUCUUUCUGACUUGGGAAGUGAUGCUAUCAGUGAAGAUCGUGCCUCAGAUAUCGCCGCACAGAAGAGUAAAAAGGCUAAGAAAAAUAAAAAAACGAAUACUACUUAUCGACUCCAUUGUUUCAUUGAACCUGGAACAGAGAAAAAUGCAGUACGUACUGUUUUUGAGGCGUAUGAACCGAAGGUGGAGUUAAGAACAUCACAGAAGGGCAACUUGUUGAACAAAACGCACUAUGCGGUGCUGACAUUUCGAAAUAAAGCCAUGGCUUUACAUGCUGUGAAGGUGCUGGAUGGUACUAAUCAGUAUGAUUUGCUUGGGGUGAAAGAGUUGAAGUUGCGACUUAUGCUUUCGAGGAAGGAGCACAAUGCUGCUCGGCAAAAGAUGCGUAAACGUCUGCGUGAAGAACGUGGACGUCAGUUGAUGGAAGAAUCUAAUGAGGACGCGGAGUUUAUCAAAAAUUUUCUUGCGACUUAUGCCCCAUCGGUUAAGAAUAAAGAAGAGACGCAAAAAUGA
This is a messenger RNA of Trypanosoma theileri, 681 nucleotides long. RefSeq lists its product as uncharacterized. The transcript has a single exon. The record is from RefSeq and is a predicted model, not a curated record. Lineage: Eukaryota; Euglenozoa; Kinetoplastea; Trypanosomatida; Trypanosomatidae. The coding region runs from base 1 to 681 and encodes 226 amino acids. Gene Ontology annotation, molecular function: RNA binding.